Messenger RNA from Trifolium pratense (red clover), 825 nucleotides. Its product is annotated as RING-H2 finger protein ATL78-like. The transcript has a single exon. Gene Ontology annotation, biological process: protein ubiquitination. Lineage: Eukaryota; Viridiplantae; Streptophyta; Magnoliopsida; Fabales; Fabaceae. The record is from RefSeq and is a predicted model, not a curated record. Gene Ontology annotation, molecular function: transferase activity. The coding region runs from base 47 to 724 and encodes 225 amino acids.
CACUUAUCUAAUUAACUAUACUCACCAAUUUCCCCAACAAAAAACCAUGUAUGCUUCUACUUCCUUUACUUCACAACUCAUCAAUGAGCUUCUUGUGGAAUCUCACACAAGAAGGUUACUCUUCCAAGACACAAUUGAUCAUCAAUCACCAACCAUCUCCCCUACAUUAACAAACAAACAUAAUUCAACCGACUCAUAUUUUGGAGUUCAUGAAUUAGAUUCAAAUGUUGUGAUGAUACUUGCAGUCCUAUUAUGUGCUCUUAUUUGCUCACUUGCAUUAAACUCCAUCAUAAGGUGUGCCUUAAGGUUUUCAAACAUAGACAUCAACAAUGACGAUUCUUCGAGUUCAAGUAACAAUUCUUCACAAAAAUUGGCCAACAAAGGAAUAAAAAAGAAAGCUCUCAAAACAUUCCCAACGGUGAGCUAUUCGACUGAGUUGAAACUACCUAAUUUGGAUACAGAGUGUGUGAUAUGUAUCUCGGAGUUCACAAAGGGUGAAAAGGUGCGCAUUUUGCCUAAAUGCAACCAUGGUUUUCAUGUUUGUUGCAUUGACAAAUGGCUAAAGGAACACUCGUCAUGUCCCAAGUGUAGACAAUGUCUUCUUGAAACUUGUCAAAAGAUUGUUGGGUCGCAGGUACAAGCAGUUGUGUUGCCGGUGCCAGAAACCAUUAUAAGGAUUCAACCACUAGAGCAUGAAGCUUUAGAACGUAACUACCUUCCUUAAUGCCUUGAAUUGUAGAUGUAGGAAAGGAGGGGAAAAAAAGAGAUAUCUUGUACACUACUUUGUAAUUAGUUCAUUGUAUAACUCCCCAAAAGUUGAUUAUA